UGUUAGCAGGCGGCUUCUACUGCAGACGUUUAGACAUGUGCUUAGCUUAAAAUACCAAAAACGAGCGACCUAUGAAAAUAUCGUGAUGUGUUGAGAGCGGCAGAGGUAAUUUUGAGGACAUAUUGUAUCCUGGUGGUCUGAUGGAAUGUUGAGUGUAUUUCUUUUAUCUACCUGGACGCACUUGGAAAUUUGCGAUGACCACAAAGCGCAAAAUGGUGAUUCCCUUCUCACCUAAACCUCACUUCACGUGACUAACAUGUGAAUAUGGGUUUCCUAGUGCUGGUAGUAAGAAUCAUGGGAAGGAUCAGCACAUUCAGAUCCUAUCAGUUUCUACUUCUACUGGCUGCAAUGUUUGCCGUUAUUGCUUUUUACUACUUUGGCUCUGAGAGGCACAGCUUCUCCAGCACCACAAAGAGGAUAAGACAGACCCAGGCCAACACCAACAGAAAUGAUGCUGACCUAACUGUGGACACCAGGAUUUCACACCUUCCUGCAUCAGAACAGCAAAGAGGGGAAGAGCUAAAUGUAGGAGAGGAAAGUGACAUUUCCAGGUCCAGAAAAGGGAGCUCCGAAGCUGGCGGCCAGCGCUACCAUGCUCUCAUGAUGUUCACUAAGGUGGACAGGAGCAGAAGCCUGCAAGACAAAUUCAGGGUGGCCAUGUUGUCCAUGGUGAAGCUUGCGCAUUUCCUGGAAGGAGAAGUGUUGGUGCUUCAUUUUGUCAGUGAUCAGGCUAGCCAAGAGCUGGGCCAGAGGAUGCUGCAGGAGUUGCUGCAGGAUGCACCAUUUAAAUAUGAGAUCAUCUUCCAUGAUGUGGUGGAACUCACACAGAAGCUCUUCCCCAUCGUGGAGGCCAUGCAGAAGCAUUUCAGUGCAGGAUCUGGAGCGUACUACAGCGAAUCCAUCUUCUUCCUGUCUGUAGCCAUGCAUCACAUCAUGCCUGAGAGUCUGACACGAAUAGUGCAACUCGACCUCGACUUAAAAUACAAGACCAACAUCAGGGACCUUUUCCAGGAAUUUGACAAAUUUCCUCCAGGAGCAGUCAUAGGAAUCGCCAGAGAGAUGCAGCCGGUCUACAGACACACCUUCUGGCUGUAUCGUAAGGAGAACCCCAAGACCAGGGUAGGAGAACCUCCUCCUGAGGGCCUUCCAGGCUUCAACAGCGGUGUGAUGCUGUUGGACCUGAGCGCCAUGAGGGCUUCGACUCUCUACAACCAGCUGCUGAAACCCAGCAACGUGGCCAAACUAGCAGACCAGUAUCGCUUCAAGGGCCACCUGGGGGACCAGGACUUCUUCACAAUGAUCGGCAUGGAGCAUCCUGAACUCUUUUACUCUCUGGCCUGCGGCUGGAACCGACAGCUGUGCACCUGGUGGAGGGACCACGGCUACGGAGAUGUGUUCCAGUUGUAUUACGGUUGUGAUGGGCCUGUUUAUAUCUAUCAUGGGAACUGUAAUUCCCCUAUUCCAGAUGAUUGAACUGAAAAAGACAUUCAUUGUGUAGCAGAGGGAAAUAUUUUUUCUGCUAAUGCGGGAUGCAGGACUUGUUUUCCAGAGACAAUGGCUUUCCUUACCAGUCGUGGAGCCUGCCUCUCUGCUGGCCAAGAGGAUAUGAAAGGCUGCCAACCAAAUGACUGAUUUUACUGCUUUAUUUUAUGUUCAGCCUAAAGUCUAAAGCUUCUGUUUUUGACAACAGCAGUGCAGAGGAAGCAUGCUUUUGCAUUGAUGGGAUUGACUCAUGCAGCGCCUAAUGCCAUGAUAAUACAUUACAUUCCCAAUAUCAUGAAUUUUACCCCAAAUGGCGACUGGGCAUGCAGGACAGCACUGAUGAUGCCAAAGCAUCAAAAUGUUACAACAGUUUGAAAGAAAACAAGCAUCAAUAAGCUGAUGUUCUUCAUGCGGCUGUUUCCGUCUCCAUUCUCAAUGGAUGUAUUUAUUUUCACUGAGGCUUUACAGAAGGAAGGCUGUCCAGCUUUCUGCCACAGUGCAAAAACACGCAUAUCACGUUAAUUAGCCUUUAGCUUUAUCAUUGUUCAUGUACAGCUAUCUGUCCUCUGUUUCUCAUUAUUAUCCUCUGGUGGACUGGCAACCUGUUGAUGGUGCACACUGACCCUGAAGGCACACACCAGUUCCCCCUGUGACCCUGUGAGGAUAAAUAUAGCCUGAAAUAUAGAUGGAUGGAUAAUUAUCAGGAAUUCAGCUGACUAGAUGAUACAUUAAAACCCCCCUAGCAUUCAUGAGGACACUGGUGUCCUCAUGGACUUACAUGUUUAAAGGCUUAAAAUUGUUCUCUUUGUGUAUUUAAUCCAGGAUAUUUCAUCCCCAUAUUGACAAACCUAAGAUUUAUCCAUUUAGUUUAGUUAUUUAUAUCUGUUUUUUUCAUUGUGUUGUUUCAUUAUUUGUUGGAACUUUCAGAAGUUAAGACCUGACUACGAUUUUAGCAGGUUCAGUGUUAAUAUUUUGUACUCAAUUGGCCAAAAUGUUAUAAAAACUGCAAUACCACAAAGUCAAGUCUGGAAAAGAGACACUUUGCAAAGAAAAAAGUGUUUGAAGCCGAACCAGAAGAAAGAAGAGCUUUCAGCAGAUACUGGGCUCUGGGCUGCUGGAGGACAACAAGCAGUCGAAAUGCUGUAGAGGUUAUUUUUUAUUUAACUAAUUUAAGAAAUAAAACCCAAAAGCACAGAGCCUCGGUACUUAUUGAAAAGUCACGUUUAGAUUUGUUCUAAUUUUUUUUGUUUUACAAUGUCACAGAUUAUAGGUGAGUCACUGUACUGCACGGAGCUGCUUCCCAUUAUAUUUUCCCGAUUUAGUUUUUAAACACUGGUGAUCUUGAAAUGACAUGAAAAGUUCUGUCCUCAUUCAAAUGAACAGAUGCACGGAUGUAACCUGACAAGUGAUACGUUACUGAUCUGUCUUUUUGUCAAUUGUGUAAUUUAAAUGAAUGUUGUGUUGAAAGCCAUAUGAAUUAUCAAUAACUUAACAUUUAUUGAUUUUGGAGCGUUUACAUUAAUACAUUUUCUAUUCAGAUUAUAAAGACUCAUGUUUUAUUUUUGCUUCAUUCGGGCCCAACUUUUAAUUCGGUUUCUCCUGUAUUUUCUUUUCCAACAAGCUGGGAGCUAAUUUUGUUGAUUUUAUGUCUCACUUCAGUUCUGUGUUUGAGGCUAACAGACUUCAGACAUCCUUAAUUUCAGGUGGACCUUCUUGUAGGAAUUUACAUGCAGGUGAGCUGGGCUCCAAACUAAAAGAAGGUUGACCAAUUAGUGUUAACGGCAGCGGCUCUGAUUGUUGCUCUCCUGAUUUGAACUUCAGCUGCUGCUGAACACAGUCCUCUAUCAGCCAGCGCACAUGAGAGACGGCAUCAGAGCCAGAAGCGUGACUGCAGACACUGACCCAUUUUCAGCUUUCAGGCUGUGCUGAUGUUCAGAUUCUAAGAAAUAUCAAUGCUCCAUAGCUGUCACUGCCUGACUUGACUCACACUUUUAACAAAGAAACACACAGGGAAAAUUUCGUUCAGCACAGUAGGAAUGGAUUACAAGCUCAUUGCUAUUCACUUUAUUUUAUAGCAUCCAAACUAACUAUUGUACACUUGCAUUGAAAAAUGUAUUUCACAUUCUCCUUUAGGCAUCCACCCUUGUUUUGUAAAUUGUUUUGUUCUCAUGCAAAGUGUAAAAAAAAUCACAUUGCAAUGCUUAGAACUGAAGUUUUACACAUAAAAGCACCAUAUAAAAUUUGUAAAUAUGGGAGAAAUAGUUUUGAAAUAAUUACUCAUGCAGGCCUCAGUUGAAUUUCAUAAGAAUCUUUUUAAGAUUCUAUCAAAUUCAAUAAUACUCACUAUUUAACCGUAUACUGUUUUUAUAAAACAGAAAUACCAAAAGCUGGUCUUUUUGUUUUAUCUUCUGUUAUCCUUUUGUUUUUAAUGUAAAAAAAGACAUUAAUAGGUUUGUGAAAACACCUUUGUUCAAUUUGAUUUCCCUCUAAUUCAGGUCAUGUUAAAAAUGUCCCAUAAGGUAAACUAUCUGUUUCACUAUGAUAAUGAACAUUAUUCAGUAUUUUAAAUUUGGAUUAAAUUAAUCACUUUUCUCAAAAUAAAUUCAGGAAAUUUGUAUAUAGUAGAAAAACAAUCAGUCACAUUUACGUGUCUCUGGUCUUAGUGCCUGGACUAGCUUCUAAAAAUCCUAUUUAACCAACAGCUGUGUUGGGAUUUCUAAUUCAUUUUCCUUCCCCCGCCAGCAAUAAAAACUGAAGAGAUAUUUGCGUUCUUGUAAUUAGCAGAAACCUCAUAGCUGCUUCAGAUCUGAUGCCUCCACAAUCAAAUCUGCCUCUAAAUAAAUGAAUCAGUGACUCAGUCUGCAGCAUUUCUCAGCAGCAGCUCCAGGAAGCAGGAAGAUAAAAACAAAUAUGCAGUAAAAGCUGUCACUGUGGUUCCUGCCUGUCAUGGCUGACUAAUGAAACGUGCACUUUACUCGAAGCCAAUUGAUCCCAUAAUGAUAAUCCUGCCGAAAUACUCACAGCUUGUUUCAAAUUUUGGUGUUAGUCUUUGGUAACUUAUAGGGUUUAACAUUUAGGUAAAAAUAAUAAAUUUCAGUCUCAUUUGAGUCUCUUUCCAUGUUUACUGACUCCCAUGUCUCAAUGCUUUCUUUCAACAAUGUUUUUUUUUUUGUCUUGCUGCUCUUCUAUAAAGGCUGGGUUUUUCUCUAUAUACAGAUGUCACAAGAGUGAAAAGAAGACUGAUAUUUGCAAGGAAAUGUUCUAUUUGCCGAUCCUGCCUGUCAUUCAUUUAUUCUCCUGGUCCAUCUGUGGUCUGGUUCCCUGCUGUGCGCCAGCUCUCACCUCCUUUGACCAAUAUCUCUGACCCACUAUUAUUGACAGACAUUAAGGUUUUUUCAUUCAGAGAACUGCCACAAAAGCUGCUGAACAACUUAUUUUCUGGCGAUUUGACAAUGCCCCAAGAACUGCCAGUGUCACGCCAAACGUCAGCACUAAAUCAAAAACACGAAAAGAUGUUGCUCUCCGUUUGAAAAGCCUUCACGUGACAGUGGCUCACGUUGCUAGAAAACAAAGAAUGUCACAUCACGUUUAGUCCUUUAUAGCUUAGCCUGAGUGGAGUUUGUGCCUGUGCAAAUUUCUUCAACAGCUGCAAAUGUUGAUUACUUUCCACAAACUAAACACGGCCGUAAUUCUGCAUUCCCAUCUGUUUGAACAGUUUGUAUUCAGAGGUGCAGCAUUGCUUAAUAGAAUAAAUCUUUACUAUAAGUGUAAACAGCACAGAGGCAGUUUUGUUAGGCAGGUUGGAUUUAGCAGCUGUGAAAAAACGGGAGCUAUUUAGAUUAGAGAUUGACUGAUAUUGUUUACUCUAUAACCACUGCUGAUGCCAGUGCUCAUAAAUCAAUGCAGGCAGUGAUCAGUAAUCUUAAGUGAAAUUGCUCCGAGUACAAGGUCAUGCUUCUGGCACUAUUCAUCCUGCCUGUAUUGAGUUACGUAGUGUUGAGGAAUAGACUGAGAAACAAAGAAUUAUAUGAGCAGGCCAUCAGGACCAGAUCUCAGACCUGAAAGCUUUUUGUUUAACAAGAUUGUGCUUCAAACAUGAAAACCACUAUGUGGUCUAAUCUGGUAAAAAUGCACUUUAUUAAUCGUGCUGGGCCAUUUCAUUUUACAUGUUUGGUCAGAUUUGACAUACAUUGCUGAAAAAUACUAUCUUAAAAUGAGUUAAAACAACAGUGUGUUUCUUAGCAUCUGCUCCUGGAAAGUCUGGAAAUUCAUUGAAACAGAUAUUUUUUUCUUUCUGAAACAAAAACAUCUCUAUCCAGACAGGAAUGCAACCGACUAAUAAGUUUUUUUAAAGACGUUGAUGAAACUUCAUCAUUAACAAGGCCAUAAUCUUAUCUGAAGCUUGUACAGUAACAGCCAAAAGUUUUGGUUGUGAUACAAAUGUUGUGUUAUGUGGUUUUCACAUAAAUUUUUUAAACAUAAAUCAGGCUGUGGCCGUGACUUACCACCUUUUGUUAAAUAGUGUGAUGGUAAGUUGACCUGGAGGUCAAAAUCUAAAUAUUUUGUGUCCAGAAUAGGUGUAGUCUGCAGAGACCUAGAUGUCUGCAGACCCCGGUACAGGUUCCACAUGAAGGAAAGGUCUGCUCUGAUCAUCCUCGCUGCAGACGUGAUUUUUCAUUGCACUCUGGCCCUGUCGUGUUUUGUGGCCGAACCAAACAGUGAUGGAUCUGCAGAGAUAUGAUGGUUAAAGGCAGUGCAGAAUAAAACCAGCAGUUCCUGUGGAAGGUUGUACUUCUAUAUAGUUGCUGCGGGAAGCACAAUAUCUGCUGGGUCUUCAUAUGAGGACCAUCUCAGGCUGCGUGACGUGUGUUUCCUAGAAAACAAGUGAUCCGCAGUAGUCCCAGGAGAAUGGUGAGGUGAGGCUUCUGUUGGCUGCUCUGACAGCACAUUAAAAGGAAAACAUUGCAAUAACUGUUGGAAAAUAUUUAUUUUUCAAAAUGUUAUACUGAAAUCCUGAUUCUGCAAGAACCACAGUCUCCAUAAUAAGCUUAUCUAGAUACAAGAGUACAGCUGUGUUUGAAGUUUGGUGGUAACAUCGGAUUAAUUUAGGUGAUGCAUUGUAAACCCCGUCGUCCCGCAAUAGGCAGACAGGGAUAUGUUUGAUCUGACUGUCUCAAGAGUCACAUAUUAUAGUCUUAUAUUCAGAAACUGUGAUGCUGUGAUCUGUGACACUGUCUAGGAAGAUGACGUUCUGGAACAUUGGCUGGGAGGCUGACCCAUAUAAUGGACAGCACUGUCAGGUAGAAAUUAGGUCUCUGUGUUGCCCCACUUUAACGUCUACAAGCAGAAAUGUCUCAAUAAAUGUCCAAGCUUGUCUUUUGUGGCGAAGGGUGGACAACAGGUGGCUCUUACCUGAAACUCUGUUUUUGUCUACCUCAUCCAGCUUUCAAAUAUUUUGAUUGAAUCAAACAUUAAAAUAAUUUAAAUUAAGCAAAUAGAACAUUUUAACUUCCUCACAAGGAAAAUCCUUAGGUUUGUUUUAGUGUCGAUAGUACUUUACAACACAUUUUGUUUAACAAGGAGGACUUUUUAUGUGUGCUGUAAUUCAGAAAAUACACUCAGUAGAUGCUUUAUGCCCAUAGAUAUCACUGAAACAUCUGCUAACAUACUGUCAGGUCCUGGGCUGUUUGAGCUGUUUUGGGGUUUUGAUUAUUGUUCUGUGUUCCUUAGUUUCUUAUUUUGAUUAGAUCAGCCUUGUUUCUGUUUUACAUUAGGUCGGUCCUUCCUAGUGAUUCUAGUUUUAAAUUAUUUUGUCCUUGUAUUUGUUCUUUGUUACUCUUAAUUUAGUUUCCUUGUUUGCUUUCCCUCUCCCCUUCACACCUGCAACUUGUUAGCUCAGCCCUGGUCUGUUGUUCCUCCUUGCUGGUUUCUUCUAUUGUUUUCUUUUUCUAUUUCUUCCCCCAUCAGUGACCUGCUGUAGUUUUCUCUGGAUUUCAGUUUUUAAUCUCCUCUGGUUCCCUGUGGUCCCAUGAUUUUUUUGGUAAUUUUUUUGUUCUUAUUUUUUUCAUUAAAUCAACAUUAACUUGAUGUCUAUGCCCUACUUUAUUUUGGUCCACCAUCACCACACGCUACCAUGACAAAUACAAUCUCUCUGGGUGGCGUUAACCCGGUCUCCUUAACAUCUGUGAGGAAUUGUGAACCCAAGUAUCAUUUAACUGCAGUGUGUAUUAGAACGUCUUGAAACUGAUAAAUCUAAAUCAGAGUUGAUGGAAAGCAUCAAUUUGUGACACUUUUCUACUGUUUUUUCAUAGAUUUAGAGUUUAAGAACUCAAUCUUGACUGAGCUCUUUGAAAAUGAAUUAUGCUUUGAUUAUGGCUGCACAAUAUAUUACAAUAUCAGUCUCAGAAACGGUCUGGACAGCAGUAAAUACUGAAUAAUAAUAAAAUUAGCAUGCAUUCAAGCUCUGAUCUUUGUGCCAUUCUUUCAUUAUGGCCAGCUUUAUGGGUUACACCUGAGCGCUGGGUCUCUGCAGCUCCUCUAGUUAUCAUGGGCCUUUUUUUUUGGAUCAACCCAGACCAAUUCUUUAUCUUAUUAAAACAUUAGCUUCUUUUUGCCUAAGACUAUUUUUUGACAACAAUAAAGUCUAAUGCUUAUUAAAACACCGAACCCAGAUUAAGUUGUUUAAUAUUGCGCAAUUUGGUCUUCAUAAAUGCGACAAGGGACCUAAAAUCUU
Poecilia reticulata (guppy) is the source of this 8215-nucleotide messenger RNA. Lineage: Eukaryota; Metazoa; Chordata; Actinopteri; Cyprinodontiformes; Poeciliidae. The record is from RefSeq and is a predicted model, not a curated record.